Messenger RNA from Eimeria acervulina, 642 nucleotides. RefSeq lists its product as hypothetical. The transcript is spliced from 4 exons. The record is from RefSeq and is a predicted model, not a curated record. NCBI's taxonomy places the organism in Eukaryota, Apicomplexa, Conoidasida, Eucoccidiorida, Eimeriidae. Bases 1 to 642 code for a protein of 213 amino acids.
AUGAUAGCCCACCACGCCUCCUCUAUCUUCAGUAGCAGCAGCAGCAGCAGCAGAGGCAGCAGCAAUAGAGGGAGCAGCAGCAGCAGAAGCUGUAGUAGCAGAGACUCUAGCAGCAGCAGCAGCAGCAGCAGCAGAAAGGCUCGUGAAGACGGUAGCAUGAGAAAGUGGGGGCAAGGCGCAGACCAGCAGCAGCAGCAGCAGCAGCAGCAGCAGCAGCAGCAGCAACUGCAGCAGCAAGCAGCGGAUUGGUGGCGAUGUUUCAGCAAGGAGGUGCAGGGAAUUUUGUAUGACGCAGACGGACGAGAAAUCUCAAUUUUAUUUGCUGCUGCUGCGCACUUUCAGGUGCAGCAGCAGGAGCAGCACCAGCAGCAACUGCUGAAGGUGCUCCUCGCUGAGGCAGAAGCCUGGGCAGCAGAUAAUACCCCAAGAAAUAACGCUCUUAUACUUCACGGGGCGGCGCGGGUUGGCUUCAAGAGCAGCACUUUCUACAGCAGCAUUCUGUCGAAGGCGCAGCAGCUGCUGCAGCAGAUGGAUGAGCACAACCUCUGCAUGAUAGUUUGGGGGUUGGGGGCGAUUGGCUUCAAAGACAAGGAGUUUCUGUCAGCUGCGGCGGAGCACUUCUUAAAAAUAUGCGAAGGGUAG